Messenger RNA from Oenanthe melanoleuca, 6930 nucleotides. RefSeq names its product syntaxin binding protein 4 (gene STXBP4). Bases 1 to 2334 code for a protein of 777 amino acids. NCBI's taxonomy places the organism in Eukaryota, Metazoa, Chordata, Aves, Passeriformes, Muscicapidae. Gene Ontology annotation, biological process: insulin receptor signaling pathway; regulation of insulin secretion involved in cellular response to glucose stimulus. Gene Ontology annotation, molecular function: syntaxin binding. The record is from RefSeq and is a predicted model, not a curated record. The transcript is spliced from 23 exons. Gene Ontology annotation, cellular component: cytoplasmic vesicle.
AUGGACGGGGGCGGGCCGAGCCGCCAUCGCACCCUUGCCCGCCGCGCCCCCUCAGCGGGCGGUGAGCGCGGGGAUCGUGGCCGUGGGUGUCCCGGCCGUGCUGUCCCCGCCGCGGGUGUCCCCUCGUCGCUCGGCAGUGACGGCUCGGGCGCAGGUGCUUCUAAGAAGAUGUCCAGUACAGAUCCCAUCACAAAUACAGAGAAGGAGACCAUUAUGGGCCCUCAUGGAAUUAAUCGAGCUGUUCACCGCCUCUCCUUCUCUGAUUGCCAGAAUGGAUUAGGAGUUAAAAUUAUUGGAGGUUAUCGGGCACAAACAGCAGAAGAUUAUGGGAUUUUCAUAAAGAGAAUUCUACCUGGAGGAGUUGCUGCUGUAGAUAGCCGUUUGCUCACUGGGGACCUAAUUUUAGAUGUCAAUGGAGAAAACUUGGUUGGAGUAACAAAUGAAAGAGCUGUUGACAUCUUGAGAACAGCCUCAGCCUCUAAUCACAUGUCUCUGCUCGUUGCUAGAGAUGAAGAAGCAAAGAAGGAAUUUCAUGACCUGAUGGAUAAGUAUGGCUCUCACAGUGACACCAGCUCUGCAGGAACUUCUCCAACACAUCACUUAGCUGCAAAAUCUAUGGACAGCCUUUCUUCUGGGUCAUCUUCAAGGUCACAGAGUCCUCAGUUGCAUCCAAAGGACAACAUCACCACCAGCAGCAGCAGAAAUAAUUCUGUCCCACCACCAUUCCCAAAGCUUCCAAAUGACAGUGCAUUUCAGAUUAUCUCUGUUUGCAAAGGAACAAACCUAGGUUUGAAUAUUGUAGGAGGAAUCAACAGAAAUGAAGGGCCUUUGGUAUAUAUUCAAGAAAUUAUCCCUGGUGGUGAUUGCCAUAAGGAUGGAAGAUUGAAACCUGGAGAUCAGCUCGUGUCCAUCAACAAAGAGUCCAUGAUUGGAGUCUCCUAUGAAGAGGCAAAAAGUAUAAUCAGCAGAACAAAAAUGAGGUUUGAAAAUUUUUGGGAAAUAGCUUUUAUUAGGCAGAAAAACAUACCCAGUCAUGCAGAGAAUCUGCAGCAUCCUUUCAGCCUCUUCACAUCUUCUGUAGCACAUGGAGAGCAACAGGCUGCAGCACUUGGUCCUCUGCCCUCUCCUAAUGGGAGGCUGGUUUCAACAUUCCCUCCAAAUGCUAUGGAAACUGGAGUCAAGAUGGGAGAGCAAUCUCCAAUUACUGCUCUAGACAGCAAUCCUGCUGAUGUGUCUGCCACGGUUAUUGCCCCCAGCCAGAAUGAUGAUUAUGAGCCCCAAGGAAAGAACUCAAGUAUUCAUCUGAAAACAGAAAAUCUGGAGAGGGCACUGAAUUAUCUUGGGAUUCAGCUCACAGAUGAACAGCAGCAAGCCCUAAGGCAGCAACUUCAUAGAGAUUCUAAAGGAACAGUGUCUUUUGGAGAUUUUGUUGAGGUUUCAAGGAGUCUGUUGUCCAUGCAAUCAAAUGCAGCUCAUGAGGGCCACAAAUCUGCAACCCUUGGGGUCAGUGAAUUUGGCAGCUUGCAGGACUCACAGUUUGUAACCUGUGAUUGCUUGGAGGAUGAUGUGGAAAAAUUUAAGAAAGAAAGAAAUGAAGCUUUAAAAGAAAUCAGCAAAUUAAAGGAAAAAUUGUCUGAAUCUGUGAACUUGCAGAAACAGUUAACAGAGCAGCUGCAAGUAGUGAAGCAAGAAGCCAAGGCAGCUGUGGAGGAGACAAGAGCCCUGAGAAGCAGGAUUCACCUGGCAGAGGCUGCCCAGAGGCAGGCCCGGGGAAUGGAGAUGGACUAUGAAGAAGUGAUUCGCCUGUUAGAGGCUGAAAUUGGAGAGCUGAAGGCUCAGCUCGCUGAGCAUUCUGGCCAAAAUAAAGAGAACAUUCAAGACUUGAAAAAGAGGGUUACAGUGCUUGACUGCCAGCUGAGGAAAUCAGAGUCAGCCAGGAAGACCUUUGAGGUGACCACUGAAAAAUUGCUGCAAUUUGUAGAGGUUGUGCAUGAAAUACUUUCAGAUAACUCUACUUCCUCAACAGUUUUAAGUGACAGGAAGUCAUUGUCCACUAAAGCGCUUCUGGCUCGGCUGGGAAGGGUCGGAGCUCCUGUCACAGCAGCUCUUGCAGCAGAAGCCAGGGACCUUGCCAAGUCUGUCCGUGCCCUUCUGGAAGUAGAUUGUCUGCCUUAUGGAUGGGAAGAAGCUUAUACAGCUGAUGGAAUCAAAUAUUUUAUCAACCACGUGACACAAACAACAUCCUGGAUCCAUCCCGUCACGAGCGCGCUGAGCUUGCUUUGCUGCGAGGAGGAGGAGGAUGGCACCAGAGCCCUGCCUGGCCCCAAGAGCUGAGGACAGCUCUGGACAGAGAGUAGCUUGUCUGCUUUUAGUCCCUUAGUUAGAAGAUGCACAGGUUUUAAUCCACCUACUUUCUAGUGUGAUGUAGUAGUACCUGGUAGCGUUCCUCCCCAUCCAGCUGGAGGAGAUGGGUUUGUUAUGUGUGCUGCAAAGGAUGCAGGUGCCACAGGAGUCCUUACCCUGCCCCACUUUGGUGUGCCAGGGAUCAGUCUCACCUUAGGGCCCAGUCCAGUCUUUCCAUGAUUUCCCCACAGACCCAUAAUUUCCCUGACCUGAAGCUGAAUUUUUCAGGUCAGCUGAAAUUUGCACAGCUUUGAGCAAUGUGAGAUUUAAGAUGGGACCGCUGGUGGUAGAUUCCAGCUGAUGGUUGACUGAGAGAUGCAAAAUGAGGUGGGGUUUUUGCUCCAAUGCCAGUGAGAAUGAUGUAGAUGACUUAACUGAAAACUCUCAUUUCUGUGGGCAAAAUCUGCAAAUAAGUGUUGCUACUAAAAAUUUAGUGAUUUAUUACAAAUGUUGGAGCCCUCAUGACUUUUUAAACAAAUAACUAAGAUUGGUUGUUGAGCUUUAGAAAAAUGUUUCUUUGAUAAGUUGUCAAGUGCAAAGGAAGUUUUCAUAGAGGACAUCAUACUCUGACAAUAUGAGGCAAUAUGAAAAUUAUUCUACUUUUGUACUCUGCUAAACUGAUACAGACACACAUCAAAUACUUCAGUGGAAGCUGUGAAGUUUCAAGUACAAUGAAACCUGUGAAACCACCUCCAGGAUCAGCAGAAAGCAGUCACCUCCACAGAAUUGGUCUCUUAAGUAGAACAAAAUCAUUUUGUACACAUUGGUGAUGUUUUAUUGAGGAUAAAGAAAAUGAUGGGGGGUGCUAGUGCAAGGUAAUGAGGUUUCUGUGUACCUCAAUAGCACAGGAUGUUUUAAAUCUCAUUAUUCACAGCACAAUGUCUGAUGUCAGCUUGGUCAAAUACAUGAUUCUACAUUUUCUGGAGGUUCUUUAUCCAUGUGUUGUGCAUACAAUAGUGGGCAUUACUAAUGAAUGAGACAGACCUGAACCUGUAGAAGCACUGAUGGUUUUCUAAAGGAAAUUUCUAUCUCAGCUUCAGUCCAGGAGGGAGAAGGGAAUUGUGGCAGUGUGAGGAAGGCACAGGCUGCAAUUGCAUUUUUUGAGGUCUGUCUUCAGCAGGUGUGGCACUGGAGUUAGGAAUCCUUGUCCUCUGAGGAAUGAAGAUCAAAACCAGACUCACUCACAGUUCUGGUGCCUGGACCACGCUCUCAGUCCUCAGCAGUGCAGAGCAGUGCCAGGUCAGGCUCACUGGAAUGGUUGAUCCUUUUGAACCAAAAUAAUUGACCUUUUUUUUGAAAUCCAAGUCAGGCUUCUGAAUAGCAGCCCAGUAAUCUCCUGUGCUUGGCCAGAGAGCUGGAGAGCACAUCCCCAAAUGUUCUUCCUGAAGCUCACAAAAGAGGCCUUUACAGGCUUUCAGGAAGUAGAUGUCAGGGUGUAUUGAAUAAGCAAAUAGGAAAAAUUUGUUUUGUACUUUUAACUAGGUCAGACCCAAAUUAUCUGUGAAUCUACACAGGUGGUGUGGAUUAGAGAAAAAAAGCUUGCUCAGCAGACCCACAGUAACUUACAUUUCUAAGAAAACUUGUCCUAGCAAUAACACAUGAAUGGUUUAGCCAUAUUUGCUCCAGUGGCUCCUGUGUGCUCCACAGCCUCCUUUGUGCUCCCAGAGAGCUCAGGCCAGAGGGACAGAGCACGUGCUUCAGUUUCAGGCUUGCACGCUCCAGAAGCAUUUUUAUUUAAAUUGCUUUUCUCAGAAUGCACAGACUCAUGACCUACAGAAGACAUGUGAUGUUCUGAAUUUCUUGUGGUAUUUGCUGUAGCUGUAGUAGUCAUUUGGAUGCUUUGUGACAGCACUUUCUGUUCAUGUUUCAGUGAUACCCAGCCUGCACACAGAUUGCAGCUCCCCAGUUCUGCUCAGGAGAGGUUUGAGCCACCACUUGCCUCUUGCAGCCUGGUCCGUUCUGCUCGGGCUGUGUCAGCCAGCUGGGUGCUCCAAAGGGGAGCAGCUGUUCAGGGAUGGGGCUGUGGCUCAGGCAGGCUCUGCAGGAGCAGGGGCUCCAUGGGGAGCAGCUCAGAGCUGCAGGGGCACAGCUCUGCACGUGCAGCUGCUGUGCCUGUGCCUCCCACACACCAGCGUGGCACAAACCUGCAGCCUCUUCCUCUCUCCUACAAACCUGCCUAGAAAUUAAAGAUGUUAGAAAUAGAUUCUGCAUCUCUUCAGCUGCUCCAGUGAGCGUUUCCCUCCUCAGACAAUCCACCAGUUCACAUUCUCUGGGGUUGAGAAUACAUUUUCUUACCUACAAUCUCCAAAUGUUCCAGUCUAUUUUUGUACACUGGCAUACUUGUUUCCUAGGUUAUUUCUCUUGAUCUCCCCUUAUCUCUUCCUUUCUGUGAAAUAGUUUUGUGAAAAUUAUUUUGCUUAAGCUGAACUGUGUAUAUUGAGAAAAUGGUUCUAGCAUAAUUUGGAAGAGAAUUUGUAAAGAGCAGUUGUCAACAUAUGCAACACGGUAAAAUUUUCAUUUUUAUUCCUGAAUUUUAAAAAAUAAGUGGGAAAGUUACUAAAGUGCAUGUGAUAGCCUUUAAAUUAAUAAAACUACGCCUUUAUAUUGGAAUGAUUCUGUCCCACAUAACAUUCUUCAUCCAUUAAAAUUCCUCUUGUAGCAGGCUGCUGUAGGAAUGGUUUGGUUCAUUUAUUUAAGUCUUUUUCUGACACUCAGAAGGUGCCUGGUACCACUGAGGUGAGUAAAGGAAAAUCCUUUAAGAAAAAUAUUUGUGGUUGUGGACCAGGCUGGGCUGUGCAGGACUGAUUGUGGGCAAGGCUCUCCAGGAGCUCAGGAAAUGCUGCUCUGGCUUGGCUUGGGAAAUGUUUCAUUUUCUGGGAACUGAUGGGAUUCUUAACCCUCAGCUCAAGACACACAGGACUCCAAACCCAGCUCCAGAAUUCAGUGGCUUUUUUGCAAGUGCUGCUCUGAGGGACUUUCAUGUGGCUCCAUAUUAAGUCAGCAGCAAUUGAAGUUGGCUCUUUGUUCAGUUCUGUGUUCCUGGUCCCUGUGUUGGCAGCACUCCCCACUCCAAGGAGCAGCAGCUGCAGGGAGGGAGCCCAGUCACACCAGUUCAGAGUGGCACCUGUCAGCCCAGGCACUGGGGCCAGCUUUGCAGAGAUGUUCAGCAGCUUAAACAUCUUCGUGGAGUUAAUGGGAAUUAGGCACCUAACCUACUUAGAUGUUGCUAUAAAUGCUGCUAGGCAUGUUUAGGUACCUAAAUACCUUAGUAAAUCUUUCCCCUGGCUGCUUGCAGUGAUAGUGUACCAAAAAUCAAAUGCCAGUGACUAAAGCCUCACCUUUGUCCUCUCUAACCAGCUUUGCCUUUCCCUUGGGAUUGUUUUCAUGCAGCACUAAAAAUACCAGCCAGCUCACAGGUUGUACCAUCCAGACUCUACUCAUAUUUUUCUGGUGGCUUGAUUAUUUGUUGCUCAUUCUAGAUUUUUUUCCACAAACAAUGGCUGAUGUUGGCAUGGAUUUAGUAGGUUGGCAUUUUCAUAACAUUCAUUUAAAAUAAGUUGUUUUAUUACAACUUAAGAUAAUGGUAUUUAUCCUCUUCCCACAAAGAUGAAAUGAGUUUUGUAUUGUUCAUUAUGAAAUCAGUAGAGCUGGAAAAAAAAAUGGCAUGGGCCAAAGAUCUGUUACAAAGAGAGCUUCAUGUUUCCCAGUGUGAAGCUGGGAAGUUGAAAUCUGAUAACCAGUGCUGAUUCUGUUCUUGUGGAGCAGUACCCAAACUAAUUAAAACUAUAAUUUAAAGAGAAUGGAUAAAAAAAAUCUUUAUCCCUCCUGCUCCCAGGUAUGUUUUGGGAGGUUGGUUUGUCUCCUGCAGAUUCUGGCCCUGAAGCCACAAGGCCAUGUUUGAUCUGAUGUCCAUUGUCAGGAUCUCUAUUUACAACUUCCAGGAUUAGCUGAGGUGAAGUGUGUGCAGGGUUAACUGCUGUCCAGGGAUAUUUCCUUGCCUGUACCUUGCAGCUCAGGAGUUCUCAGCACACCAGGACAGUGAUGUGUUUGGUGUUUACAGCAGUGCUCAAGACUCCAGAGAAUUGAGUCCAGCACUUUUCCAAAGCACACACCAGCUGUGUUCUUCCUUCACCUUAGGAAGGGUGUUAUAGAGACACUGAGCUGCAGCUACACAAUCAUUAUUCACUGAGGGCUCCAGUGAGGGAGGUUGCUGAAAUGAUCCCUCAUGCUGAUGAGGAAGAAUCCAGUUUCUCCAGACAGUACACUAUGGGGAAUUUUGGUUUCAUUGUUAGGCUUCUUGGCUAAAAGCAAACCAUGAAAAAUCAGUAGUUCUGCUGCUGUUUCAGAUAAGUCACUAUUUCACCCUGACCCCCAAAAGCUACAUUCUGAUCAGAAAUGUCUUCAUCUCCUCUCAAGUACUCUGCCUGUCAGCUACCCACAGCAGUAUUUCCCUGUAGUCCAAUUAUUAUUAUCAUCAAGAACUAUCCUUGCUCUUGUACGUGAAGAGAACUCAUUAAAACGUGAUUG